AUGGCCAAAAGAAUACCCCCGCAAUCACCCUUCAAGGUGCCCAAACGUGAUGACAUUUUUCCAAUGAUGGAUGCUCUGAUUGCCGAGUACGAUAACAUCAUAGACACCAUCGUCCGCACGAAUACCGCCGAGAGCGCGACAUUUGAGACCGUCCUGCGCCCAUGGCUACAUGUAGACAAUGAAACACAGGCUCCGCUAGGCAUGAUUGCAAACUUGCAGUACUGCAGUCCAAGUCUCGAGACGCAAGACACAGUCCGAGAUGCUCUCAAGCGGUAUAAUCAGGCCGUGGCAAAUUGGAGCAGACGAGAGGAUUAUUUUGUGCUGUUACAAGCAGCGCUGGAGAGAGAGCAAGACGAUCCACAUCUGGGUCAAGAGGCCAGGUUUAUACUCGAACAGAAAGUCAAGGACUACAAGCAAUGCGGCUACGGGAUCCUGAGCCAGAGUGGUAUAGAGGACUACCUAAAAGGUCGACUGGAGGUCGUGGAUCUUUGCAGCGAGUACAAACGAAACGUGGCCCAGGAGUCCAGCGGCAUAUGGUUUUCCGAGAAGGAGCUGGACGGUGUGCCCUCCGACGAGCUGGCGAAAUGGAAGACCGACGACAGCACGCCAGAUCAGCACAAGAAGUUCGUGCCGUUUGCCAACGGGGGCGCCCAGACGGUACUCAGGUACGCCCAUGAACCGGAGGUCCGUCGCAAAAUGUACAUUGAAAACGACAAGAAACUCUUGCACAAUGAGCCGAUACUCCUGGACAUUAUGCGCAGACGCCGUUCCCAAGCCAACAAGCUGAAGCUGCCAAACCAUGCGGCAUAUCGCGCUCCCAAUCGUGCAGUCAGGUCAGCUGAGUGGAUUAACAGGUUCUUGGACGACCUCAAGCCUCAGCUAAUUCCAAUUGUCGAAAAGGAAGUAGCUGAAAUACAGGCCGUUCGCCUCGAUGAUCGCAUACGACGCGGCCUGUUACAGGAUGGAGACGAAAAGUCAUUUCCUAGCUGGGAACAGUCAUACUAUCAUACAAUGAUGCAAAAGACCUUGCAAGUUGACGAAGUCUUAAUAUCCGAGUUCUUCCCUUUGGAACACGUCAUGGACGCCAUGCUCGGACUGUUCACGUCCUUUCUCGGCCUACGCUUUGAUCGGGUCUCCGAUAGCGAGCUCAACCCCAAUGUCAAGUGGCACGAAAGCGUCGAGAUCUUUGCCGUGUGGGACGGGCCGGCCCAGGACGAAGCCGCGGGGUUCAUUGGCUACCUCUACAUGGACCUACUGUACCGUGAGCACAAGUACCGCGGCAACCAAAACGUCAACCUCGAGUGCGGGUAUACGAAGGCCGAUGGGACUCGAAAGUACCCCUCGACCAUCCUGUCGUGUGCCCUGCCGACGCCGGCUCCGGGUACCUGCAAGCUGCUCAAACACCGCGAGGUCGCCACUAUUUUCCAUGAACUCGGGCAUGCCAUCCACGACCUUCUCUCCAAGACGGAGUUUGUCAUGUUUCACGGGUCCAACAGAUUACCGGUGGAUGCUGGCGAGAUGCCAAGCAUGUUCUUGGAGAACUUUGUCUGGCUCGAAGAUGUUCUGGCCAAGCUCAGCCGCCAUUACACCACGCUUGAUGCGAAGUACCUCGAGCAAUGGCGCAAGGACAACCCAGGAAAACCCGACCCUCCCAGAUCGAUCCCAGCAGAGUUUGUGCAGGCGCUCUCUCGGAGCCGCUAUUUGAAUGAGGCACAGUUCUAUUGUCAUCAGCUGACGGUAUCCUUGUUCGACAUGAAAUUACACAGCAUGGCUUCGCCCGAGGAGGCCGAAUUGCUUGACGCGAGGAAGCUGUGGUACGGCUACCGAGAAGAACUCGAGGCAAAGAGCUUCGAGGACGUCAAAGGGGGCGGAUCCGACUAUACAACCUUUGCGCACCUCGUUUCUGGGUAUGAUGUCGGCUACUAUGGAUAUUUGGUCUGCGAGGCCUUUGCGCAAGAUAUCUGGCAUUCCCAGUUUGCAAAGAAUCCGUGGGAUCGCGACACGUGGAAUCGCUACCGUCGGAAAUUCUUGGAGUACGGCGGUGCCCAUCCAGAUAAGCUCAAGAUGUUGGAAGACUUUCUAGGUCGAAAGCCAAAUGUUGGUGCUUUAGUUGAAUCAUUGGUGCAAGGCGCUCCAAACUAA
Messenger RNA from Pestalotiopsis fici W106-1, 2142 nucleotides. RefSeq lists its product as uncharacterized. The record is from RefSeq and is a predicted model, not a curated record. Gene Ontology annotation, biological process: proteolysis; peptide metabolic process. The coding region runs from base 1 to 2142 and encodes 713 amino acids. The transcript is spliced from 5 exons. Gene Ontology annotation, cellular component: mitochondrial intermembrane space. Lineage: Eukaryota; Fungi; Ascomycota; Sordariomycetes; Amphisphaeriales; Sporocadaceae. Gene Ontology annotation, molecular function: metalloendopeptidase activity.